GCUGAUGCGGGUGGUUUGUGCGCAGGUCAGAGCCGUUAUAAUAGAAGCUCUUUUGUUGGAGCUCUCUGGCCCGGAUCGGUUUCAUCUAAUUGUGGGUCCCUCUGUAAUCGAGCACACCGUCAAUUUCGGUUUCUUCUCGUAAACUUUUCUUCAAGCGCUUCAACAGAAGAGGCUGCGUCUGAUUUCAGCCGCGUUUCGCAAUCCGUCUUUAAUUCCGCACGCAGAUUUCACGCUGAACACAUUCUUCUGAUUGGGCAUCCGUUAUGCGAGUCUGCGGUCAACAAAGGGCCGUCCGUAAAGAAAGAGCCUUUGACCAGUGAAACCCGAGAGCCUGAAGCUCACUGCAGCUUCGCAUCUGACCGCGGCGUGAGGAGGAACGACUAGAAGCGUGGAGACGCGGUGAGGAGCGCGCGCGUGUUUCUCAGGAUUCUUGGCACCGUCGCUUUUCCAGGAGCUCGCAGAUGAACGAAACUCGAUCCGUGAUAAUCUGCUGCGCUUUGUAGGAGGUAUAUAGCGGCGAUGUCCGCGGCUCCCUGACGGCGUUCAUCCGGAGCCGCUGCUGCUGAUCGACGGCACCAUGGUGGAGCACAGCGGCCUGGACAUCAUGUGUCUGAACAAGUACAGCCCCGCUUCCUCCUCCUCAUCAUCCUCGAACGCGGAGAAGAAACUUUUCUCCAAGCUCAAGGUGAGUCUGACCAAGAAGUACCCGCAGAAGAACGCGGAGACGCUGAGCGCGCAGUACGGAACCAACCUGCUGCUGAUCGGUGUGUCGGUGAUGCUCGCGCUGGCGCAGCACGGUCCCGCGGUGAAGAAGGAGCACCUGCUGGCCUUCAUCACGGCGCUGAUGCUGGUGCAGCUCGUGUGGAUGCUCUGCUACAUGAUCCGGAGGGCGCGGGAGCGCAGCGCGGCGCCGGAGAGGGACGCGCACGCCGGCACCAGCUGGAUCCGAGGAGGGCUGACGAUGCUGGCGUUGCUGUCGCUCAUCAUGGACGCGUUCCGCAUCGGCUACUUCGUCGGAUAUCAUUCCUGCGUCUCCGCCGUGCUCGGAGUCUAUCCCAUCGUGCACGCGCUGCACACCAUAUCUCAGGUGCAUUUCCUCUGGUUCCACAUCAAAGAUGUCAUCAAGAAAUAUGAAACGUUUGAAAGAUGUGAAAAGGCUCCAUUCGACAUCCUUAUUUCUCAGUCAUUUGGAGAGCGUUCCCAUUUGGAAGCGGAGCCGCACUGUAACUGCACCACCAGCGUCUGCUCCAUGUUCUCCACCAGCCUCUACUACCUGUACCCCUUCAACAUCGAGUACCACAUCUUCGUCUCGGCCAUGCUGUUCGUCAUGUGGAAGAACAUCGGCCGGACGCUGGACCUCCACAGCAACCACAAGCGUCCCAGCACGAGGAGCCCGUGUCUGCUGCUCGGCCCGCUGCUGGGUCUGCUGGCGCUGGCCAGCUCCGUCACGGUCCUGGUGGUCUACCUCAUCCACGUGGAGAAGUCUCCUCAGGCCGCCGUCUCCAUGUUCUACUGCUACGGUGUGGUGAUGCUGAGCUGCAUGUGUGUCGCGAGCGGAGCCGGGCUGCUGGUGUACCGCGUGGAGGACUGGCCAAUGGACAUGGGUUCGAACCCGUCACGCACGCUGGAUACGGAGCUGCUGCUGGGCUCGUCGCUGGGCUCCUGGCUGAUGUCGUGGUGCAGCGUGGUGGCGGUGGCGGCGGCGGGACGCAGUUCUCCGAGCUUCCGCUGGACCUGCCUGGCGUACUCGCUGCUGCUGGUGCUGGAGAAGUGUGUGCAGAACCUGUUCAUUGUGGAGUCGCUGUACCGCCGCCACAGGGAUCCGGACGACGCGCCUGUGCCUGAGAUCUUCUCCGUCACACCGGCGCCCAUGGUCCCGCCGUACGACGGCAUCGUGAACCGCGCCUACGAGGCGCAGGACAAGCUCUGCACGACUCUGGAGGGAGAGACGCCCAAGAACAGACUCAACGUGACACCUGGGAGGAAGAGGCAGAUCCUGAAGAACAUCACCAUCUUCCUCUUCAUGUGCAACAUCUCGCUAUGGAUUCUCCCGGCCUUCGGCUGCCGUCCGCAGUAUGACAGCGGUCUGGAGCAGGAGACCUUCGGAUACAGCGUCUGGACCACGGUGCUGAACCUGGCCAUUCCCAUGAACCUCUUCUAUCGCAUGCACUCGGUGGCGUCGCUCUUCGAGGUCUUCCGGAAGGUUUGAGGACGACUGGGACUUUAUCUGGUGCUCACAAACACUGACAGACACACAAACACUGGUCUGAGGAAGCUCAUGCGUUCAGAACGACUGGGAUCGGAUCCAGUUCUCAUGGACUUGAUUGGCUCUAGAAGCCUGAAGAUUCUUCACACACUCCUCAAUGUUUACACACACACACACACACACACACACACUCACACACACACUCACA
This is a messenger RNA of Sinocyclocheilus anshuiensis, 2414 nucleotides long. Its product is annotated as otopetrin-1. Lineage: Eukaryota; Metazoa; Chordata; Actinopteri; Cypriniformes; Cyprinidae. The transcript is spliced from 7 exons. The record is from RefSeq and is a predicted model, not a curated record. Gene Ontology annotation, cellular component: membrane. Gene Ontology annotation, biological process: inner ear morphogenesis; proton transmembrane transport. Gene Ontology annotation, molecular function: proton channel activity. The coding region runs from base 578 to 2209 and encodes 543 amino acids.